Molecule: messenger RNA, 261 nt
Organism: Dromiciops gliroides (monito del monte)
Lineage: Eukaryota; Metazoa; Chordata; Mammalia; Microbiotheria; Microbiotheriidae
Product: DNA-directed RNA polymerase II subunit RPB11-a-like
Exons: 2
Coding region: 1-261 (86 amino acids)
Biological process (GO): DNA-templated transcription
Cellular component (GO): RNA polymerase II, core complex
Molecular function (GO): protein dimerization activity; DNA-directed RNA polymerase activity
Source: RefSeq, a predicted model, not a curated record
AUGAACAUGCCUCUGGCCUUCGAAUCCAUCCUCUUCUUUGAGCGCAGCAAAUCACAGUUACUGAAAGACCCUCAGGUGCUAUUUGCAGGCUAUGAAGUCUUCCACCUACUGGAACACAUCAUCAUUUGCUUGCAGACCACUCCAGAUUAUAGCCUUCAGGAAACUUUCAACAACACCAUCAUGGAUCUGAUCAGCAGGCUCUCCUUGUUGCAAGAGCAAUUCCCGGUUGCUAUCAAAGACAAACAAGAAGGAAUCGAAUAG